Molecule: messenger RNA, 1449 nt
Organism: Gastrolobium bilobum
Lineage: Eukaryota; Viridiplantae; Streptophyta; Magnoliopsida; Fabales; Fabaceae
Product: soyasaponin III rhamnosyltransferase-like
Exons: 1
Coding region: 1-1449 (482 amino acids)
Molecular function (GO): UDP-glycosyltransferase activity
Source: RefSeq, a predicted model, not a curated record
AUGGAGUCUGCUACAGUUUCAUCCAGUGCCAAAAUUGAUAAGCCUCUUCAUGUUGUCAUGUUCCCAUGGCUAGCUAUGGGUCACAUAUACCCAUGCUUCGAGGUUUCUAAGAUUCUUGGACAAAAGGGUCACUAUGUAACCCUCAUAUCCACCCCAAGAAUCAUAGAUCGCCUCCCUAAACUCCCACAAAGCUUGUCACCAUUUGUUAAACUAACCAAAUUGCCCAUAACACCCCACGUAGACAGAAACCAUCUCCCUGAAGAUGCAGAGUCCACUAUGGACAUUCCUUCCAACAAACUCUAUUACCUCAAGUUGGCCUAUGAUUGUCUCCAAGAUUCUGUAGCUGAGAUACUAAAAGCUUCAAAUCCUGAUUGGGUUUUCUUUGAUUUUGCAGCUAGCUGGUUACCACAGCUAGCUAGGAGCCUCCACAUUCCCUGUGCCUAUUUCAGUCCAUGCCCUGCAUGGAGCAUAUGCUUCUUUGACACACCCAAAGAACAAUUGGGUGAUGCUGCUGCAAAUAGAACAAAGCCUGAAGAUUACUAUGGCCCACCCAAGUGGAUUUCUUUCCCUACAAAGAUUGGUCUAAGACCUUACGAGGUUAUUAAGUUGUUUGAAGAUGUCAAAGUUAAUGAGACAGGAGCUUCACCUGUUUUUGAUCUCAACAAAGCAAAUUCUAGUUGUGACAUGUUUGUUAUCAGAAGCUCCAGAGAUCUUGAACCAGAAUGGUUAGAUUAUCUUGCUGAGUUUUACAACAAGCCUGUGAUUCCCGUUGGAUUGCUUCCCCCAUCAACGCAGAUAAGAGAUUCUGAUGAGGAAAACAAUAGCCCUGAUUGGCUUCAAAUCAAAGCAUGGUUAGACACACAACAAGGGUCAACAGUGGUGUACAUUGCAUUUGGGAGUGAGGUGAAACUAAGCCAAGAAAACCUCAAUGAAUUGUCUCUUGGCAUUGAGCUUUCAGGGUUGCCUUUCUUUUGGGUUUUGAGGAACCUCAAGAAGGGUUCAGUUGAGUUACCAUAUGGUUUUGAAGAUAGGACCAAAGAUCGUGGGGUUGUUUGGAAAGCUUGGGCACCCCAAACUAAGAUCUUAGCUCAUGGCUCAGUUGGUGGUUGCUUGACUCACUGUGGUUCUGGUUCAAUGAUAGAAAAUCUCCAUUUUGGACAUGUUCUUAUUAUGCUGCCCUUCUUACUAGACCAAGCUUUAUAUUCAAGAGUAAUGGAAGAGAAGAAAGUUGGAAUUGAAAUACAAAGGAACGAGCAAGACGGGUCUUUUACAAGGAGCUCAGUGACCAAGGCAUUGAGAUUGGCAAUGGUGGAUGAGGAGGGAAGUGCUUACAGGAAGAAUGCUAAAGAGAUGGGCAAGAAAUUCAGUAACAAAGAGCUCCAUAACCAAUACAUCGAAGACUUCAUUGCUUCCCUUCACAAUCACAAGUAUAUAUAUAAUAGAGAUUAA